Protobothrops mucrosquamatus (brown spotted pit viper) is the source of this 3600-nucleotide messenger RNA. RefSeq names its product enhancer of polycomb homolog 2 (gene EPC2). NCBI's taxonomy places the organism in Eukaryota, Metazoa, Chordata, Lepidosauria, Squamata, Viperidae. Gene Ontology annotation, biological process: regulation of transcription by RNA polymerase II. The record is from RefSeq and is a predicted model, not a curated record. Gene Ontology annotation, cellular component: piccolo histone acetyltransferase complex.
GAACACCAUUUACAAAGAGCAAUCUCAGCACAGCAAGUCUUCAGAGAAAAGAAAGAGAAUAUGGUUAUUCCAGUUCCUGAAGCAGAAAGUAAUGUCAACUAUUACAGUCGUCUGUACAAAGGAGAAUUUAAACAGCCAAAGCAGUUCAUUCAUAUUCAACCCUUUAAUCUAGACAAUGAACAACCUGAUUAUGAUAUGGACUCAGAAGACGAAACUUUAUUAAAUCGGCUUAAUCGGAAGAUGGAAAUCAAACCACUGCAAUUUGAAAUUAUGAUAGACAGGCUUGAAAAAGCUAGUUCUAAUCAGCUUGUAACACUUCAGGAAGCUAAAUUGCUGCUAAAUGAGGAUGAUUAUCUUAUUAAGGCUGUCUAUGACUACUGGGUAAGGAAACGUAAGAACUGCCGAGGGCCAUCCCUCAUCCCCCAAAUCAAACAAGAGAAAAGAGAUGGUUCUACCAACAAUGAUCCCUAUGUGGCUUUUCGGAGGAGAACUGAGAAAAUGCAGACAAGAAAGAAUCGAAAAAAUGAUGAAGCCUCUUAUGAGAAGAUGCUGAAACUAAGACGAGAGUUCAGUAGAGCCAUAACAAUUUUAGAGAUGAUUAAGAGACGAGAGAAAACAAAACGGGAGUUACUACAUUUGACAUUAGAAGUUGUAGAGAAAAGAUAUCAUUUGGGUGAUUAUGGAGGAGAAAUACUUAAUGAAGUUAAGCUUAAUUCAACUGAGAAAGAGAUGAACACCACUCCUGCAGCACUUCAUAAUGGAAAUCAUCACAAAGUUCAAGAAUGUAAAGUUAAGCAUGCUCACCAUUCAUCUCUAAAAGAGGAAGUGUCUGAUGUUGUCCGUCAAAAGAAGAAAUAUCCAAAGAAGCCUAAACUUGAGAGUGUAAUAAAUCCUCCGCAGUCUACUACUGAGCCCUUGCCUGUGAUCAGUAAAAGUGAUAUCAAACAAUAUGACUUCCACAGUUCAGAUGAAGAUGAAUUCCCCCAGGUAUCCUCACCAAUAUCUGAGCCAGAAGAAGAAAAUGAUCCUGAUGGAGCCUGUGCAUUCAGAAGAAGAGCAGGAUGCCAAUAUUUUGCUGCUCAUUUGGACCAAACGAAUUAUUCUCAUGAAAAUUCAGAACUGGCAGAAUUGGAUAAGCUAAGAUACAGACAUUGUCUCACAACGCUUACAGUUCCAAGAAGAUGUAUAGGAUUUGCAAGGAGACGAGUUGGAAGAGGUGGAAGGGUACUAAUGGACCGGAUAGGCACAGAAAAUGAUCCUGUCCUGAAGCAGAUUGAUCCAGAUAUGCUGAAUAGUUGUUCGAGCUCUUCCCAAAAUAUAGACAUUUCUUCUAAUUUUUCACGGACCAAUGCUUCCAAUAAACAUUGUGGAAAUAAACUUUCCCUUUCUGAAAUACUAAGCAAUAUCAGGUCAUGUCGACUGCAGUGUUUCCAACCAAGGCUACUAAACGUACAGGACAGCGAUAGUGAAGAAUGUACCUCAAGGAAACCAGGGCAGGCUGUGAAUAAUAAAAGAGUUUCUGCACCUUCUGUAGCUUUAUUGAACACCAGCAAGAAUGGGAUUUCAGUAACUGGGGGUAUUACAGAAGAACAAUUUCAGACACAUCAACAGCAGUUAGUUCAAAUGCAAAGGCAGCAACUGGCUCAGCUCCAACAGAAACAGCAGUCUCAGCAUCAAUCCCAACAGACAUAUCCAAAAGCACAGGGCUCAAGCACUUCUGACUGCAUGUCAAAAACGCUUGACUCGGCCAGUGCCCAUUUUGCUGCAUCUGCAGUGGUGAGCGCACCCGCUCCCAAUCGGGGUGAGGCGACAAAGGAACAGAGUGCCAGCCACAAUAUCAACGGUGUUGUUCAGCCAACAGCAACAUCAAAAACUCUGUAUUCCACCAACAUGGCUCUGUCAUCUAGCCCAGGGAUCUCAGCUGUACAACUUGUAAGGACAGUCGGUCACACCACCACAAACCAUUUAAUCCCAGCAUUGUGCACAAACAGCUCUCAGACACUUCCUAUGAACAAUUCCUGUCUCACCAAUGCAGUGCACCUCAACAAUGUCAGUGUUGUUUCUCCAGUCAAUGUACAUAUCAAUGCAAGGACUUCAGCACCAUCGCCAACCGCCUUAAAACUUGCCACAGUUGCUGCCAGUAUGGAUAGAGUGCCAAAGGUGACUCCAAGCAGUGCCAUCAGCAGCAUAGCAAGAGAGAACCAUGAACCCGAAAGAUUGGGUUUGAAUGGAAUAGCAGAGACGACAGUAGCAAUGGAGGUGACAUAACCUAGCAUAGUAGCUCAAUGUGUGCUGAUGGUGUCAUUUAUAUUCCAGCUGAAUGCAAAACAAAACUCUGUGGAUCACAGGGGAUUAAAAUGGACCUAAACGGACUAUCAUAUCGUAUAUUAAGUCGAUAUAUAAUGUACAUUUUGUAAAAUUGGGAAAAUCACUACCUUGUAAAAUAGUUUAUUUGUAUCAUCAAUAUUAUUUCUGUUACUUGAAUAGUAGAUAUUCAUCAUCAUGCUUUUGCACUUGAAUUUGCAACUGAAUGGAUUUAAAAAUAAUUCUUUAAAUGGGAUCAUGAGCAUGAAAUGGGAUCCUGCAUCACUUGUUUUAACUAUUUAUUUUGCCAUGUUUACAUUUUGUAUCUUGUAAAAAAAUAAAUCCAACUUUGUGUCUAAAAAAAAAAGUUAAAGAUUCAUAGCUAGGAAAAAUUCUUGUAAUUUUUUUCUAAAGGAAAUGUAAAGUUUUCACUUGGUUCAUUUUGUUUCACAAUUUUAGAUGGACUUUUUGGUAAAUACUUUAGUGGCAUUUCACUGUCAAAUAUGAAGUUCAAGGCAAAAUAGUAUUUUCUAUUACUGUGCAGGGGAAAGGGAUGGAUCGAUACAUGCAAAUUUAAUGUAGUAACCCACUUUUCCAUAUAUUUUGAAUGUAUAUUUCUAUUUAUAAUACCAAUUUAUAAAAAAUAAUUACACAGAAAACCUGACUAGUACAAAUUAUGCAUCUAGCACAUAUUAAACUGUGCAGAUAUGAAGAAAAUUUUCAACUGAUUAUAUUUUAUCUGAAGUCUGCAUAAUUUAACCGGCUUUUAACUGUAACACACCACAUAAAUGAUAUUUUACCAGGUAUGUAUUGCAUUAUAUAUCAUUGCAAUAAUUAUUGGAUGUCUAGAUAUCGAGCCAUCCCAGGUAAUGGGGGAGGGGGGAGGGUCAUGGCAGAUUGUCUUUCAAUUUUGGAAAGUUUUCCUGUGGCUACAAGGCAAGUAACGGGUUGGAAAAAGUCUGACUGUAAGCGUUGGACACCUUCGUAGUGUAGUGUUUUAGUGACUUUUUUUAUACGGUUCUUGUAAAUUAGAUAUGUGUAGUGGUGUUUCAGAAUGUUUGUUUAUGCACUAGUUCAGACAACUUUCCCUGUUACUUGUUCUUGAUAAGUGAAAACUGCAGGGAAAUAAAAAUACAUAUCAAAACAUGGGCAUCUUGCAUACGUGUUUAUUUCACAACAUGGAGAACAGUUUGCAACUUUUGGAAACCAGUAGUUAUCAAACUGAGACACCAGCAAUUUGGCAUGUAUAGGUUCAGCACCAUCUCAAUAGAACGAGGACUCUAGAAGCUUCUGCAG